AGGCCGCUAGGACUGACUUAUUGAGUGUGUUGGUUGGGCGACUUGGAGAUCUAGUGCGUAAUGAGUCAAUAAUGGGGAUUUGGGGUGUGUUUCUUCACUAUUAUUGGCAACGUAUUGCUGCUUCAGUUGAUCUGGAAAGCAAAUAAUUGGGAUCCCUGGUUGGUUUAGGGUUUCGGGGAUGGGAUCUGUGGGGUGAAGUCAAGAGCUUCUUUUUACUUGCCUCUUUUUUUUAUUUCGCUUUCUUACAGUCGUUUGAUUUAGUUCUGGGGGCAUUGUUUUAGUUGGGUUUGUUGUUUGGAUCUUCAACUAUUUUACUUGUUAAGAACAAUGGAUUUAUCUGUUAGAAACUGUGCGCCGGUGUUGAGUUGAUGCUUCUAUUGGCAUGAUUUUUAAGGAAAAAAUCGGCGCAAAAGCUCUAUUUCCCGGAGCCUUUCUGCUAAAAUGGACUGGAACUUAAAGGCUCCCUUACAGUGGGAGUGGGAAAAUCUCGCCUUGUUUUCCGGGAAAGAAAGCGAGAUAACCAAGUUUACAACGCAGGCUGAAUGGAGGACUGAAGAUGGCGGAGUAAUCAGUAAUGGAUCUGUGUAUUCAUCUGGCAGCGGAACUUCUUCUGGUUCAGACCUAGGUAAUGGCUCAUCCAGAAGCUCCGUCUCAGCAUCCGUCGGCUCUUCAUCAAAAGUUGGAGUUUUUACAUCAGAGUUGAACUUCGAAGCCCUGGAAGGUUUACAUCAGAAUCCGAACAAGAACAACGAACCUGUCACAGGUGAAGAUGCCGAAACAUCGCCGGCGAUAGUUCGACGGAGCGGUGCCGGAGAGCCGCAGCUGGGUCUAAAACUCGGCAAAAGAACUUAUUUUGAGGACUUUGGUAGGGCAAACGUCAAGACUUCAAUCACGCAAGAAGAUACUUCAGUUAAGAAAGCUCGUGUGUCUCAUCAAGCGACUCAGAAUACUUAUUGCCAGGUUGAAGGGUGCAAUAUCGAUCUGAUUGGAGCAAAAGAUUAUCAUCGGAAGCACAGAGUAUGUGAAAACCAUUCUAAAAGCCCCAAGGUUAUUAUUGCCGGCCAAGAGCGACGGUUUUGUCAACAGUGUAGCAGGUUCCAUGAUUUAUCUGAGUUUGACCAAAAGAAAAGGAGCUGUCGCAAACGCUUAUCCGAACAUAACUCACGUCGACGCAAACCACAGCCUGAAGCAAUCUCAUUCAACUCUUCAGUUCUUCCUUCAUCAUUUUAUGUGGAUGCAGCUAAUGGACAGCAAAUGAAUUUUUUUCUGAGUCGAGGUCCGGUCAACGAUACGAGGCCUUCUGCAAGCACAUUAUGGGAGAAAUCAUCGGGUUUUAGCCUUUCAACAUCAGAAGGAACUUGGCCGAAACCAACAAAAGCAGGCGUCGAUGGAGCUUUGCAUCUCCCUUUCUUGGAUUUCUCUGAUAACUUUCCCACUUCGCAUCAUGGCUUUAAUAGAACUAUGCCGUUCAAGGGCACCACUGCCGAGGUCCUUAAUCAAGGUCUGGAAGCUUCUGCCUCUGCUUCCAACUUCAACGGAGCACCACCGGACCUUCGAAGUGCUCUCUCUCUUCUGUCAAACGAUUCAUGCGGUCCGUGCAACGCCGGACAGAGCCAUAUGAUCAUCGCCAAAACGAACCCCACCGCCGCCACGGCUUCGCAUCCUUCGCCGGUUCAGGCUUCGAACUCGCUGCUGGAAUGCUGGCAAGACGACCGCUCGCUGACCGAGCAAGCUCUGGCUUUCAAUUUCAGCAGCAAUGGAAGUCAGUUCCAAGACUUCCAUCUCAGCAAAGCUCCCUUUGACAGCCCUUUAUUUGAAGGAAAUCAGGUAUUCUCCAAGUCCGAUGGGCACUUUCUAGGGUUCAAAACCUGAAAUGGCUUGGCAGGGCUUAUUGUUCUCUUAGGGUUUGACAACUUUGUGUUUUCUAAAUAAUUAUUGAAGUGGAUGUUGAUAUAUUACCAUUGAGAACUUGAUGUUCUGUAAUUUUGUGAGAGACUAAAAGUAUGGUUGAGGAAGAUUCAUUGGUUUUAGUUCCA
Phalaenopsis equestris is the source of this 2036-nucleotide messenger RNA. Its product is annotated as squamosa promoter-binding-like protein 12. Gene Ontology annotation, molecular function: DNA binding. The transcript has 5 exons. Gene Ontology annotation, cellular component: nucleus. Bases 442 to 1872 code for a protein of 476 amino acids. NCBI's taxonomy places the organism in Eukaryota, Viridiplantae, Streptophyta, Magnoliopsida, Asparagales, Orchidaceae. The record is from RefSeq and is a predicted model, not a curated record.